AUGUCUGCUCUCUGGAAAACCUAUGAUAUUCUCCGUGAUUUUCUGACUGAACGCUUCGUUUACACUCACCUCGAAGCACCUAGGCAAGAUUUGUCUGGGCAAGUCAUUCUCAUUACUGGUGCCAAUACUGGCUUGGGCUUGGAGAAUGCUCGUCAGUUGGUUGUCAUGAAGCCAUCGAAGCUCAUUAUCACAGCUCGUAACACUGAAAAGGGUCAAGCUGCUUUGAAGGAGCUGCAAACGCUUGCUCCUCGCGGCACCAUUGUGCAGCUUGAGCAUCUUGAUUUGUGCUCAAUGGACAGCGUCAACAAGCUCUCGAGCAAGCUGCUGAAGGAAGAAAAGAAAUUACAUGUGCUGGUCCUCAACGCGGGUAUCGGUCACUGCCCAGCUGGCAAGACGGAGGAUGGUUUCGACACCAUGUUCCAGUCCAACAACUUGUCACACUUUCUUCUUGUCGAGAACCUCUUGCCUUUGCUUGACAAAGCCAGCUCUGCAGCUUCUCCAGCGCGUAUCGUCGGUCUGAGUUCUCUGGCCUCCAAGUUUACUUAUUCCUUCUCAGCCGCUGAAGAUUACAAGAAUAUGAAAAACAUGCAGGGCUAUGAGUUUUACAGCACCUCCAAGUUAAUGGUCGUUGUGACAAUGCGUGGUCUGGCUCGACGUUUCGCCAAAGAAGGCCGCAAUAUCACGACCUAUGCCGUGCACCCUGGAACGGUCAACACUGACUUCAAGGCCAAGUAUGACAAUGCCAUUGGUCGCAUCUUUCCAAUUGUGUACGCUCUCGUUGGCAGGCCUUUACCUGAUGGAGCAGCCACGCAGACGUAUGUCGCUUCAGCACCGGAAGUUCAAAACAUCACUGGCAAGUAUUGGUCAAACAUGCGCGUCACUCAAAUGAAUAUCAUUGCUGAGAGCGAUGAAUUGUGCGAUGAAUUUGUUGGCAUUUGCGAAGCGUUGGUGAAGAAGUACCAGAUUAAGCAGUAA
Messenger RNA from Protomyces lactucae-debilis, 975 nucleotides. RefSeq lists its product as uncharacterized. Bases 1 to 975 code for a protein of 324 amino acids. The record is from RefSeq and is a predicted model, not a curated record. Lineage: Eukaryota; Fungi; Ascomycota; Taphrinomycetes; Taphrinales; Protomycetaceae. The transcript has a single exon.